AUGAGCUCAAGUCACUGCUUAGCAUCCGGCAUAUUCAAGGCCCUUUCCACCGACUCUCGACCAUGGAAUCUCACUCGCAGGCUCAAAAGCGAUAACCAUCGGGACAUGCAAGGGGAACUCAAGGGGACGGCAACGUUCAAACCAGCUUGCAAUGGAAGGUCCGGCAUCCCAAAUGACCUUGUAUAUGAGGAGCAAGGAGAGAUGCGAGACCCAUCAGGCCGUAACUCGACGAGGAUGAAAUGGUCACGCAGAUAUAUGUGGCGGCUAUCAGAUUCCAGCCUGAGCGUAUGGUUCGUCAAGGUCAACAUGGAAUCCAGCAAAGAAAGCGCACAAGAUGGUCAGACUGAGGACCUGCCGGACUAUAUCUUUCAUCAACUACGGUUUAUGGAUGAAGAUGAAGGGGAAAAGGGUGACCUCGAGGUGACAGACCUGGUCCCGCCAGCAACCGCCUCAGACGAAGGAGAGACCGCGGUCCUUUUUGCCCGUGGAAGCCAUCUCUGCAUCAAGGACAACUACGAGACCACUUAUGCCUUUCGAGUUUCAAAAGGCUGCUUCGGCUGUAUACAUAACUGGGCAAGUAGCCAUGUGGUCGAAGGCCCGAAAAAGAGCCAGCGAAUUGUGAAUAUGUAUACCAGGGCACCCUGA
This is a messenger RNA of Trichophyton rubrum CBS 118892, 645 nucleotides long. RefSeq lists its product as uncharacterized. The record is from RefSeq and is a predicted model, not a curated record. Bases 1 to 645 code for a protein of 214 amino acids. The transcript has a single exon. NCBI's taxonomy places the organism in Eukaryota, Fungi, Ascomycota, Eurotiomycetes, Onygenales, Arthrodermataceae.